This is a messenger RNA of Jaculus jaculus (lesser Egyptian jerboa), 2913 nucleotides long. RefSeq names its product sideroflexin 1 (gene Sfxn1). Gene Ontology annotation, cellular component: mitochondrial inner membrane. The record is from RefSeq and is a predicted model, not a curated record. Gene Ontology annotation, biological process: monoatomic ion transport; serine import into mitochondrion. The transcript is spliced from 11 exons. Gene Ontology annotation, molecular function: monoatomic ion transmembrane transporter activity. Bases 96 to 1064 code for a protein of 322 amino acids. NCBI's taxonomy places the organism in Eukaryota, Metazoa, Chordata, Mammalia, Rodentia, Dipodidae.
GGCGGAGGCGAGCUGGGCCGCGGCGCUUCCGGUAGCUGCAGAGCGAGCGGGACUUGCGGGCGGCGCCGGCGGUCGCGGGCAGCGAAUCCAGAAGGAUGUCUGGGGACUUGCCGCUCAACAUUAACAUCAAGGAACCGCGAUGGGAUCAAAGCACUUUUGUUGGCCGAGCCAAUCAUUUCUUCACUGUAACUGACCCCAGGAAUAUCCUCUUAACAAAUGAACAACUAGAAAAUGCCAGAAAAAUAGUGCACGAUUACAGACAUGGGGUCAUCCCUCCGGGCCUUACAGAGAAUGAGCUGUGGAAAGCAAAGUACAUCUACGACUCGGCUUUCCACCCUGACACGGGUGAGAAGAUGAUUCUAAUAGGAAGAAUGUCAGCUCAGGUUCCUAUGAACAUGACGAUCACAGGCUGUAUGAUGACAUUCUAUAGGACAACGCCGGCUGUGGUGUUCUGGCAGUGGAUCAACCAGUCCUUCAACGCUGUCGUCAACUAUACCAACAGAAGCGGAGAUGCUCCCCUCACUGUGAAGGAGUUGGGAACAGCUUAUGUCUCUGCAACAACUGGUGCGGUGGCGACAGCCCUCGGACUUAACGCACUGACCAAGCAUGUCUCACCACUGAUAGGCCGUUUUGUUCCCUUUGCUGCUGUGGCUGCUGCUAAUUGCAUUAAUAUUCCAUUAAUGAGGCAAAGAGAACUCAAGGUUGGCAUUCCUGUCACGGAUGAAAAUGGCGUCCGUUUGGGCGACUCGACCAAUGCAGCAAAACAAGCCAUCACGCAGGUCGUCAUCUCCAGGAUCCUCAUGGCAGCGCCGGGCAUGGCCAUUCCUCCAUUCAUCAUGAACACAUUGGAAAAGAAAGCCUUUUUGAAGAGGUUCCCAUGGAUGAGUGCACCCAUUCAAGUCACAUUAGUUGGUUUCUGUUUGGUGUUUGCCACACCCUUGUGCUGUGCUCUAUUUCCUCAGAAAAGUUCCAUGUCUGUAUCAAGCUUGGAGGCCGAGCUGCAGGCCAGCAUCCAAGAGAACCAUCCUGAACUACGGCGCGUGUACUUUAACAAGGGCCUGUGAAGUAGGGAAGGAACCCUGGCCAGCUCUUCCUGUCAUCGGUCCAGCUCCGGCAGCCUCCGAGGGAAUCCUGUUUGGCUGGGGCUGUCCCAGUUACCAAGAUUCCUUCAAGAUCCCGUGGUGGAGCCAAGCUGCUCCUGAAGACACAGUGCCUGGUGCAGGUCAGAUGUCUGACACACGUCUGACCACAUGGGCCUCCCUUACGUUGGAAUCACACUGUCAUUUACAAAACAAUACCUUUCCGGUAGAUUUUAAUGCAACUUAAAAGACAACAUCCCAGCUCUCAUCUGGAGCUUUCAAGAGCACUGGUAGGUAUAGAGUAGGUGCUGUGUGUGUUUAUAUGUCUAUGUAUGUGUGUAUGUAUGUAUGUAUAUAUAUACAUACAUACAUACAUACAUACACACACAUAUAUAUAUAUAUACACUCAGUAAAUAUUUAUUGAUUAUCAGUGGAAAAGUUAUACAUUCAAAGGAUUGAAUUUCAUUACUACUUUGGUUUCAAAUUAAGGAGGUCCCAGCAGUGAAUUGGGAACAAAAGUUCUCAGGCUGAAUGUAAAAAGUUAAUUGAAAUGCUAAGGAGACUUGGUUUCCGGUUUGACAGUAGACACUCCCAAAGUAGAUGAAUGAUGAAGGUUACAUAUUAUUGGUAGGUUUUCUUGAUUGACUUAAAGUCCUUUUAUGUUCUUACAAAGAUAGUCAUCUUCUUGCAAUUAUUGACCAGCAAAUCGUCAAGUAACUUACAUAUACAAAUGUCAGGUUUUAGAACUAUAAUUAAUACCAGUGCUAUAUGACCAGGGUGAAACUGGUGUAUUGGGUUUUUAUACAUGAAACCCCAGUUCCCACUCCUCCCCCCCCCCACUUGUCUUCUCUUGCUAUCCUUAUAGAAUUCUUUGGUUUUCAGGAAGAUACAAAGAUAAUACGUUAAUGAAUCAUUAACAGUGAAUUUUACUUGAAUGUCAUAUAUUACAUUCCACCCUGUUUAAAAUCACGAAGCUGUGUGCCACUGUUUACAUCACUGUAGUGACUUCACGUGUAUUUAAUAGAGCAGAAAUUAUGUUUGAAGACUGUAGACGCUCAGCAUCACAUACAAGACAGGUGUUUCAUUGAGUGUAGAUCAUUGUACGUCAGAGAUCUUGAAGUGAAAAAAUUAGAAACUAUUUAGUUUUGAUAGAUCGUUUUUUUUUUUUCCUGCCAAUGUGUCCAGACUGAAUUUCCUCAUAAAGACAAAGAAUGGUGUGCCUUGUGUCUUGUUUCUCUCUUCUCUGAAAGAAUCAACGGAGCUGAAGCUCUCUGAGCUUCCCUUGUGCCACGAUAAGCUUUCCUAUAACAUUUAUUGCCAUCAAUACUUCUCUUUAAAAAGGGAUUUUUUUUUUUUGUAAAAAAAAAGCUUGAAAUUCCAUGAGGUGCAUUGUUAAAAAGAAGUGAAAGUCCUUGAGGCCUACCUCCCACCCCCAGCUGACCUCAGCGUCCUCACCCCAGUUAAUAUAGAGCUCUAUCUAAGGUUAACCUUUGGUAAAAAUUAGUGACUGAUUGGAAGAAUGUUGCACAUUCUGGAAAGAUGCGGCCAAGAUGUAGUCAUACAAGGCAUCAUGAAAGUAGACAUGCAUCUUUUUAAACUUAAUUUCUUGAAGCUUCAGACUCUUAAUGCUUUUAUAUAGGAACAUUCAGUGUCUUAUUUAAUCGUGAUUUAUUUAAAAAAAAAAAAAGGAAAAGAACAAAUGAACUAAAAUUGGCAAUCCUUGCUGAUCUUUUUCUGGAGGUUAAAAAAUAAUCCACUUGAAGUGCAAUAAACUUGUAAAGGUAGAUAGUUGUUAAUAUUUCUAUUAACAUGAAAUAAAGAAUUAUGAUUGUAA